CCGUACGCUAACGGUAGCAUGUGCUAAUGUUUCCGGUGGAUUUAUCGCUAUGACUCGCAGAGAUUUUUUCGUUCAACCGAACCAGUUUGACCCGGAAUGGGACCCAGAAGGAGAGGCUCCUGAAGAAGUACAGACUAUGUGGCUGCAACAGGACGUUUCAGAACGUCUGACUCGUGACAGCACUGUGCUUAUGCUCUGGUUAGAUUAGCGCACGAAGACCACUUGGUUAGGAUGAUCCCUGUGGAAAGCAUGUCCAUCUUCUACUCUUGAAGCCCUCUCUGUCAGUGGUUCCGUCUGAGAAUGAGAAAAAUAUCACGUUCGAAAGCUGUGAAUCGCCACCGCCUUUUAGCAAACAAGCACCCAUAAAGAGCCGGUGUACACGGGUACAACAAAGAGCACACGAGGUUGACAACAACAACAACAACAACAACAACAACAACAACAACAACAAACCCUCUUGACUGCCGCUGAGCACAGAUGUUCAUGUUUGCAACGUUAUCAGAAGAGCAGCGUUGGACGAGAAAUUCCAGAAUAACAACAACUACAUGAACAUGGCGGAGGCCAACGGUGCCCUGCUCGCUGCUGGUGAUACUUUUCAUACUCCCAGCUUGGGAGACGAGGAGUUUGAGAUUCCUCCCAUUACACCUCCACCUGAGACGGAGUCCGGUAUGGGUCUGUCGGAAGUGGAUUCACCUUAUCCAGUCAUGCCAGAGCCUCCAGUCCCACACAGGGGUCCCUUAAUCCCUCAAUUCCCGCCUCAGAGCCUGGAUCUGCCCUCUAUUACCAUCUCACGCAACAUGAUGGACCAGGAAGGGAUGUCCGUCAACAACGGCCAACCUGUGAAUGUCGGACCAGGCCAUCUGCGCCAGUACCCUCCCAACCCGGCCAUGGUGAUGAAGUCCAUCAUCAGCAUGAACAGCCCCAACGGGAUGUUAUCAAGGAAUCAGCUGACCACCAUCAACCAAUCCCAACUCAACGCACAGUUGAGCCUAAACAUGGCCGGGCCCAACAUCACCCACACUUCCCCGUCACCGCCCGCCAGCAAGUCGGCCACGCCGUCUCCCUCCAGCUCCAUCAACGAGGACGACCAGGAAGAAGGCAACAGGGUCAUUGGUGAGAAGCGACCCGCCCCCAUAGAUCCUGCAAAGAAGCCCAAGACUCCAAAGAAGAAGAAGAAGAAGGAUCCCAAUGAGCCCCAGAAGCCAGUGUCAGCCUACGCCCUGUUCUUCAGAGACACCCAGGCUGCUAUUAAGGGUCAGAAUCCCAACGCCACCUUCGGAGAGGUGUCCAAGAUUGUGGCCUCCAUGUGGGACGGCCUGGGAGAGGAGCAGAAGCAGGUUUACAAAAGCAAAACAGAAGCUGCAAAGAAAGAAUAUUUAAAAGCCCUGGCUGCAUACCGUGCCAGCCUGGUUUCCAAGGCUGCAGCAGAAUCAGCUGAGGCCCAGACUAUCCGCUCAGUGCAGCAGACCCUGGCCUCCACCAGUCUGUCCCCAGGCCUGGUGCUGCCUUCACCCCUCAACCAGCACCCCUCCAUGUCAGCAGCUGCCCAAGCCCUCCAACAAGCCCUACCACGGGCCAUUGCCCCAAAACCUCUGCAGAUGAGACUAGGAGGCAAUCAGAUCGUGACCUCGGUUACGGUCUCCCACCCAAACAUGUCCUCCGGGAUGCCCCCGCAGAUGCUCAGCCAGAUGGGUGCCGGAGGGGGCAUGGUGGCAGGUGCCCAGUCCACAGCGGUGUCUCAGAUGAGCCCUCCCAUGCAACCGGUGCAGCAGCAUGCCAUGCAGCAGCUCCAGCAGCAGCAGCAGAUGCAGCAGCACCUCCAGCACCAUCAGAUGCAGCAGCAGCAGAUGCAUCACCAGCAAAUCCAGCAGCAGAUGCAGCAUCAGCAUUUCCAACACCACCUCCAGCAACAGCUGCAGCAGCACCACAUGCAGCAGCAGCAGCAGCAGCAGCAGCAGCAACAGCAGCAGCAGCAGCAUCAGCAGCAUCAGCAGCAGCAGCAACAACAACAACAGCAGCAGCAGAUGCAGCUGCAGCACAUGCAGAUGCAGCAUCAGCUGCAUCAGCAGCAGAUUCAACAUCUCCAGCAGCAACAACAACAGCAGCAGCACCAGUCCCAGUGUUCUCCACCCCAGCACUCUCCUGGUACACCACAUUCAGUGGGAGGCUCCGCGUCGCUCGGCAGCCCCCAGUCGGCCCCACAGCAGCAACCACACCCCUCCCAAAUCCAGGCCCAUGCCCAGGUCCUGUCCCAGGUCAGCAUUUACUGAGCCAAAUGGAAAUCCUAUCUCAAAGAACAGGAAUAGAAUAAAAGCAUCACUCCACGUUGCUUUUCUAAGUUGCACUUAAGAAGUGUGUAAGAAUUAGAAUGUUAUACAAAGAACUUGUCCAUUGUUAUAGACGGAUAUGCACACGCGUGUACAGGGGGUUAACGUGUUAACUGGGUUAUUUCUGUCGGUGGCGUAGCUGCAACGGAAGCCUGUUAGGGUGAACACCCAGUGAUUGUUUAUUUGUUUGUUUGUGAGGUCUUUCAGUUGUCAAUUAAAACUGACUGGGCACACAACACGUUGAGAGACGUGUGUCUUUCACUGUUUUAUUUAACAAUAAAGCUUUAUUUAUGAGACCUGAGUGGUCGGUUCAGCGCAGCAGAAGGACAUUUUGAAUGCAUUUUCAAGAAAAGGAUUUCUAUCAGCUCUCGCCUGGACUGAAUGACUCACAGGAUCCUUGCUGGAAACCAGUAAACCCACACAUCAGUCUUUGUUCCCACACUGGCCAGUAUAUAGCGAGACUUUCUUUACUCCAACCUUUCUCUUUCACCCAUCGUUCUCACAGAUGUGACUGUUCAACAAUGGCGUGGAGGAAAUGGCUGAUCAAAUCAUCUCGUCGGAGCGCCCAGUGAUAUUUGAACACAUUGCAGCCGUGUCGCAAACGCAGACAAUGUCACGAGGGAAUACGGGGAACUGAAAAUAAAAGAUCUCUGGAUGAACGACUGAACAGACUGAGACAGAGACUGCCAUAAAUCAUUUAUGUCAUCACAUCCUCGAACUGUAGCUGUAAUCUGCUGUACAUGUUUUGUAGAGUGGGGAGAGACGAAGCCUCCUUUAUUCAGUAAUCGACCCUCCAGAUGAUUUUGCCCAAAAGUGUGUAACUGGCGCCCACCACCAACCCCCCCCCCCCAAAAAAAAACUUCUUCUUUAAUCUAUUUGUUCUUACUUCAGAUGUUUAACAAUUAAAUUAUGUUUUUAUUUUGUGUAACAAAGGGGAUAUUUUAUGGUAAAUACAAAUUUCCGGAUCAAGGCAGAUGGUUUGGGGAUUGAUGUAUUUUUACUCUGCUCCUUGAUACCGUCAUUGUUUUAAAAAAAAAAAACAGUAACACAAGCAGAGCCAGUUUGUUGCACUGCCAAAAGCCAAGUGAAAAAGGCAUCGGAGGUAUUUUUGCCAGCUGUACAGAAGUCCCUGCGGAGGAAAAAAAAAAAGAAAAUGUUGUACAUUUUUCAUAUCACCUGUUGUAAAGUUUUAAUAUGUGAGGCUUUAAUUAAAACAUUGUUAAACGAC
Molecule: messenger RNA, 3555 nt
Organism: Acanthopagrus latus (yellowfin seabream)
Lineage: Eukaryota; Metazoa; Chordata; Actinopteri; Spariformes; Sparidae
Gene: tox3
Product: TOX high mobility group box family member 3
Exons: 10
Coding region: 546-2270 (574 amino acids)
Biological process (GO): regulation of transcription by RNA polymerase II
Cellular component (GO): nucleus
Molecular function (GO): chromatin DNA binding
Source: RefSeq, a predicted model, not a curated record